GUGGAAAAACUGAGUUUAAAUGUAUUUGGCUAAGGUGUAUGUAAACUUCCGACUUCAACUGUAUGCUAUGCAGGCAGUUAGCAUGUCAUGCUAAUGAAUAGCCACACUGGCAUCUUGGUAACAGCUUGUGCGACUUAACAAGUUAGACAUUAUAAUCUAUCAGCAAUUGCUGAGCAAUUGUCGUGUCACAAGGCCAUUUGUCUCAGGCUGACUGAUAAUCAUCCAAAUGAUCCCAAGACCACUGGAGCAACACAGAAGGACUCAUUUGGUAUCAAUACCAAGCCACAUACACAGUAGAAAUGAGCCCCUUGCUCUCUAAGACUGUGCUUCAAUGAAUCCUUGGUGAUAUGGUGGCAGAGCAUUACAUUAUAUUACAUUAGGAACCACAGCUCAUCCUAAUCAACAGAGACAGGCGGUUGUUUGCUCUGUAGCUCCGCUAUAAUAGAGACCACAUAUGACUAUAGGCUAACAUCAUCAGUGACUGUAAUGAAUGAGCCUACCUACAUAUGAAGAUGUGCUAACAUCAUUAGCGACUGUAAUGAGCCUAUUAUAUACCUGUUAUGUCUCAUCUCUCUCUCUUCCAGAAAAAGACAAAGUACUCAGCAACUCGCAGGUUACUGCUGAAGCAAAAACUGCUGAAGAAAGCUGGGGUCUUGCUGGUCCAGGAGCAAAGCAACAAGGUGACGGAGAGGGAAAGCACCUUGAGCGAGAGAGUACCACCGCUGAAACUCUCCGGCCUAUCUGUGCAAGAGCUUCAGGAGCUCUGUAAGGAACUGCACAGGAAAUGUGACACAGUGGAUGAGGCACGAUAUGAUAUCGAAGCAAAAGUGCUCAAGAAUGAGAAAGAGCUCGUGGACCUGAAUGCAAAGAUCAACGAGCUGAAAGGGGGGAAGAGACCUAACCUCAAGAGGGUCAAGAAGUCUGCCGACGCUAUGCUGGGGGCUCUGACUGAGGCCAAACUCAGCUCCAAGGCGGACUUCAAGUCCAACCUGAAGACAGUCAAGAAGGACAAGAAGGAAGAGGAGAAAGCGGACCCAGGUGACUGGCGGAAGAAUGUGGAGUCCAUGUCUGGAAUGGAGGGCAGAAAGAAGCUUUUCAAUAGCUAAAACAGUUACAAAUGCACUGGCUCUGUAGAGAUCUGUGGCUGCAUUACCUGAUUGUUUACUAAUUCUUAUUUUGGAUUUCUGAAAAAUAUAUUUUUUUUUGCAGUGAGAUUGUGUUUUUGGGGAAAGUAUGAAGUGUGAGGUAUUUUACACUAAAGACUGAGGGAACUAAUCAAUAUUUUUAUUAAAAACUAUUUAGUGUGGGCUACAUGAUUUUGAUUCCUAUCAAGAGAAAAUAGUCAAAUGUGGAACAACCUAAUAAUACUCAUCAUAUUAGUUCAUUUUGUAAAUAUUCAAUUCCAGUUUGUUAUUAAAACACCAAUUAUUCUGUUUUGGUUUAUCUGCCAAUAUUUAUGAUUUUUUUUUAAAUAUGAUGAAGUUGGUUCUCUUUCAUGUUGUUUACUUUUGCCAUAAUGCAAUAUGAAAAUCUUAAAAACACAGAGUGUAGAUGCUGUUAUUUACAUGGAUAAGCCACUCAAUGUGUAGUGUUGGAUUUUCAAGAGCAGUUCUCCUUUCAGGCUGUGGGUGACACUAUAGACAAGCUAUUGUACCAUUUAACCAAGGUUGCCAUUUUCACCUCUGUCACUUCAGUUCAAUCCUAUCACCACUAGGGUGUGUUAUAGCAUUACCCUUUAAUUUAAAAGUUGACCUUUUGGGUGGUUUGUGCUUACAAAUGACACCUGGGGGUAUCAUUCACUACCACUGAUCUUUGGUUAUCAAUGGCAAAGUCAGUAAUCAUCUUGAUGAUCACAAUCUCCCCUGGGCCAGAGACGUUUGAAUAGUCGUGUAGUUCCAGUGAAUUAUACCAAUAAAGAGAACGAAACUGGUUGAAUUCAGCAGACAUAAACAUAAGCGCUUUCUAAAAUGGGUACCAUACUGCGACCAAUACGCUGCUACAAAUGGCCUAUUAAACCAGUCAUAAGAGUGUCUUAAGUCCAUAAUACUGUAUUGGAGAGGGGGAGGCAAUGUUUUGGCAGAGAACGAGCUGUCUAGAGGAAGGGAAACGCAGUAUGGAACAACGCAUCCUCUCUGCAGAUCAUACAGAUGGUGCAGAGACACACAUAGGUGUGUAACCUGCCAUCGGGCCACAAAGGGUGGGGGAAGUCAAGCAGCACGCUUCUGCAAAUAUGCAUUCAUUUUUAUAUGGCAGUGAUGUGUUAUAGUUUUUUUUCUGUGAUAAAGGACAGCUACUGUCCCUAACCCUUUCCACAGCUCUCUUUGGCAUGAGACACAUUUGCCUGUGCUGGUAGGAAAAUGGUCAAGGCAAAUGUGAUGGGAGUAAACAUUUACAAUGUCUGAACAGGGGCUCUAAAACUAUAAACUCUAUCCAUUUUGUUUCUAUUUACUGUACAAUGUGAUGCUUUGGGUUGCUGAUACUCCUCUAAUAAAGUUGUUUUUACGUUU
Oncorhynchus tshawytscha (Chinook salmon) is the source of this 2507-nucleotide messenger RNA. RefSeq names its product troponin I, slow skeletal muscle-like. The transcript has 5 exons. Lineage: Eukaryota; Metazoa; Chordata; Actinopteri; Salmoniformes; Salmonidae. The record is from RefSeq and is a predicted model, not a curated record. The coding region runs from base 561 to 1106 and encodes 181 amino acids. Gene Ontology annotation, biological process: muscle contraction. Gene Ontology annotation, cellular component: troponin complex.